This is a messenger RNA of Aaosphaeria arxii CBS 175.79, 567 nucleotides long. RefSeq lists its product as uncharacterized. Lineage: Eukaryota; Fungi; Ascomycota; Dothideomycetes; Pleosporales. The transcript is spliced from 2 exons. Bases 1 to 567 code for a protein of 188 amino acids. The record is from RefSeq and is a predicted model, not a curated record.
AUGAAGGCCUCACUAUUCCUCGCCGCGGCAGCUGCUCCAAUCCUCGCCGCAGCCGCACCACCCACACCUCCUAGCAUCAGCGACGCCGUCUUCUCCGGCAAUGGAUGCAAAACCGCCACAUCAGCAAGAAUAAAUACAGACACACUCGGCGACUGGGUGACGAUCGACUUCGAUCAACUGAAGGGAGACGACACCCAGAACUGCCAACUGCACGCGAACGUCAAUGGCGCGAGUCAAGGGUGGCAGUUCGCCAUCAAGGAGGUCACGUAUCGGGGUGAUCUGACACUGAAGUCUGGGUCUCAGCUCGAUACUUUGACGUCUGUGUACUUUAGUCAGGAGGCUGACCGUACCAAUACUUUCAGAGGACAAAUCGCAUGUGCUGGCCCGGACUACAACAGCCCCUUCACGUUGAAGACUACGACCAAUGAGCCGGUUUGGAGUAAGUGCAUAGGAAGCACUGGAUACGGGGGGCUGUUGAACGUCAACCACAGGCCUGUGAUCAACGGUAAUGCAGGCACCUACAACAUUAAGAGCGCUCAGUGGCAUGUAGAGUGGAGGAAGUGUUAG